Molecule: messenger RNA, 3157 nt
Organism: Lampris incognitus (smalleye Pacific opah)
Lineage: Eukaryota; Metazoa; Chordata; Actinopteri; Lampriformes; Lampridae
Gene: tardbpa
Product: TAR DNA binding protein a
Exons: 5
Coding region: 603-1793 (396 amino acids)
Biological process (GO): regulation of gene expression
Cellular component (GO): nucleoplasm
Molecular function (GO): RNA binding
Source: RefSeq, a predicted model, not a curated record
UGGCCAUUUUGAUAGCUAUCUCAAGGCUAGGGGGAUUAGCCGGUACGUGCGGUUUAAAUCGUUACAUAUUCCAACUAAAUUCGAAGUUAAGUUUCACCGAAAAAACAGGUACUUAUCGCCUUGACUUUUGAUAAUAUAGUCACGAUCGGAAAGAAGAAAUCCGAGUAUUUAUUAAGAAAGCGAUAAAAAAAGCUGGCUACUCAUUCAUUUUCCCCCUCAAACGUGUCUUGUGUGUGCUAGCACGCUAGCUAGCCGACGAGUAACAAAAGCGCGCUUGUCCGUCAGUGGUGAAGAAGACCUCGGCUUUCAUGGCCGCCGGCGAUUAUAUUUACUGAAACGGUUGUGCGGUGAGCUCUGGUUGUUUUGGGGUUUUUUUCUUUCCCCUCGUCAGUUUUCUGUCCUGCUUAGUUCGCACACCAGUUGCCGUUAAACGACACUUGCCUAGGUCCGAAUCUAUCGCAGCUAGCUAAAGUUUAACUCGCCGUGUACGAAUAAGCAAAGCGUCGGCUCUCCGAACUGCCGUGCAUCCUGCUCUUGACGCGGACGGCGCUGUUGACGGUAUUUUGAAUACAGCCGCGGCCUGUUAUUUUCCCAGGGCCAACAUGUCAGAGUUGUACAUUCGGGUGGCCGAAGACGAAAGCGAGGAGCCAAUGGAGAUCCCGUCAGAGGACGACGGCACCGUGUUGUUGUCGACGGUGGCAGCCCAGUUCCCUGGGGCGUGUGGCCUGCGGUACAGGAACCCGGAGUCGCAGUGCAUGCGUGGUGUCCGCCUGGUCGAGGGUGUCUUGCAUGCACCCGAGAGCGACUGGGGAAACCUGGUGUACGUCGUCAACUACCCCAAAGACAACAAAAGGAAAAUGGAAGAAAUGGAUGCUGCCUCAGCUGUGAAAAUUAAGAGGGGCUUUCAGAAGACUUCAGAUCUCAUUGUGCUUGGGCUUCCAUGGAAAACGUCAGAACAGGACCUUAAAGACUACUUCAGUACAUUUGGGGAAGUCAUCAUGGUGCAGGUCAAGAGGGAUGCAAAGACUGGAAACUCCAAAGGGUUUGGAUUUGUCCGAUUUACUGACUACGAGACUCAAACCAAAGUGAUCGCACAAAGGCAUAUGAUUGAUGGAAGAUGGUGUGACUGCAAACUUCCCAACUCAAAGGCGGGUCCUGAUGAGCCCAUGCGCAGCCGCAAAAUCUUUGUGGGCCGCUGCACUGAGGACAUGACCACUGAUGAGCUGAGGCAGUUCUUCAUGCAAUAUGGGGAGGUCACUGAUGUCUUCAUUCCCAAACCUUUCAGGGCAUUUGCCUUUGUCACUUUUGCAGAUGACCAGGUUGCCCAAGCCCUGUGUGGUGAGGACCUGAUCAUUAAGGGCGUCAGCGUGCACAUCUCCAACGCAGAGCCUAAACACAAUAAUAGUAGGCAAAUGAUGGAACGAGGGCGGUUUGGGGCUGGUGGGUUCGGUCAGGGUUAUGCCAAUAGUCGUGGCGGGCUGGGAAGCACUGGUAGUGGGGUUAACUUUGGGGCUCUUGGUCUUAACCCAGCAAUGAUGGCGGCUGCACAGGCAGCGCUGCAAAGCAGUUGGGGCAUGAUGGGUAUGCUUGCUAAUCAGCAGGGUCAGACUACCACAGCAGGUACUGCCACUACAACCCGAGACCAAACCUAUAGUUCUACGAGCACCAGUUACAGCAGUCCCAACUCAGCUAGUCUUGGUUGGGCUGCAGGCACUAACUCUGCCUCCAGCAGUGGCUUCAGCUCUGGCUUUGGCACCUCUAUGGAGUCUAAGUCUUCUAGUUGGGGAAUGUAGAAGGCUUUAAAUUCAUUGUUUUUGUUUCUUUGAGCUAAUCUGGUAAGUAUACUUAGAGGGAAGAAAAAAUAAUUCUAGUCAUAUCUUAGGUCCCUGCUAUGUAGAAAUAUAUUGCCUUUCAUUUUGGUAAACAAAUUUAUAAAUACAUGUGACUAAUUCUGUAGCCAAUUAUUGAAUGUGUGAAGUGUUUAGUUUGUUAAUGGAAACUGCCACACUACAUAUUUUUUGUUUUUGAGAAAAUGCUACUUUGAGACGUGGCCGUGCAUGCAAAAUAUAUAUUUUUGAAACAUGCACGAGUAUCUCCAGAGCACCCUUCAGCCACUUGUGAAUGGUCAAAUGGGUUUGAUUUUUGUUUAGUGUCUGUAUGCAGUUGAUUGUAUCUUCUUUUUUUUUCUUUGUUUGUUUGUUUGACAUUUUAUGGAAACGCCUUCACAAAUCUCUUCUGCAGUUCAACAACUCUUUUCCAAUUUCCCGGGAGGAAGCGCCUCAUGGGCAGCAUUGUUCGACCGGUCUCAGUUUCAAUACCCCUACUCCCAUGUGUAAAUGCUUUGCCAUCAAAGAUCGCAGCUUCACUCUGCAUAUACUGUGUUAGACGGUGGGUGUUGUCUUUUUCCUCUCCCCUUUUCACAUGGAUAUAGAAAUUUUGUCUGCUCUUAUCGCUGUAGAGAUCAAUGAGUGGUUUGAUGGUGGACAGAGUGAGAGACUGAGUGCGCAACCGGUAGAGAGCAAAAUGAAAGCAAGUGUGCAAAGGACUGUCUGUGCAAUUUUUUUUUCUAAAAGAGCCAAAAUGCCUGGGAGAGUUGGAAGAACCUGUGGCUUUGUGCGAGUGUGAGAGGAAGAAGCACGUACGAGUGUGUUUCUUAUGACCAUCACAAGGACAUUGCAUCUCUUGAUAUCCUUAAGUCUUUUUCUUUGCUCUUUUUCUAUCUAGCUUAAAUCUUGGGGGGGGGGGGGAAAUCAAUGUAAAGUGCUAUGAGUAUCUGUAUCCUCUCGUAGCUUUUUCUUGCUUUCUGAUUUGAUGUGAAUGCUGUGUAUGAUGUGUGCUUUUCUUUCUUGUUACCACCCCUUUGUGUGAAAAUGUGACCUGGUACUGGUGAAGUCUGUUGGUGGGUGGGUGGGGAUUGAAGGGGCACUGAGGGAGCCUGGCAGUGUGGAAGUUGCAAGUGAGCUCAGUGUGACCAGUGACUUCAGCGGCUGGAUUGGCGAGUGUUUGAUAAGUCCCCAUUGAAAGUUUGUGGUUGAAGUGGUUCUGAAUGCCUUUUGUAUGUUUUGUGAAUCAAAGGGAAGUCUCCAAUAAAAGUGAAUAUGACUAGGUAUAAUGCCCUCUUGACAGUGACUUAUUUUUGUCUUUUUAAUAUUAAUUG